Messenger RNA from Oryzias latipes (Japanese medaka), 1413 nucleotides. RefSeq names its product nitric oxide synthase interacting protein (gene nosip). Lineage: Eukaryota; Metazoa; Chordata; Actinopteri; Beloniformes; Adrianichthyidae. Gene Ontology annotation, molecular function: ubiquitin protein ligase activity. Gene Ontology annotation, cellular component: nucleus. The record is from RefSeq and is a predicted model, not a curated record.
CCACGAGCUGGUAGUUGACCGCAAAGCAGAGCAGAAGAAGCGUCCGGUUGUCGGUGGACUCCAACGUAAAUAAAACCUAACGAGGUUCGGAUGUCUGCAAAAGAUUACGCGCGACUGUGACUCCAGUCCGCAUCUACCAUUUACCGCUAUAGAUCAUCUGCUUUCUGAUCGAUCCUCUUGAUUAGAGGCGCGUGCCUGCAGGCUCGCUAGCAGCUACAGUUAGCAUCCUAAGUUACGCGGACAGUGAAGUCGGUAGAAACGGAAUGACUCGUCACGGAAAGAACUGCACCGCCGGGGCCGUGUACACCUACCACGAGAAGAGGAAGGACACAGCUGCGUCCGGCUAUGGAACACAGAGCAUCCGUUUGGGCAAAGACGCCAUCAAGGACUUUGACUGCUGCUGCCUGUCUCUGCAGCCCUGCAAGGAUCCCGUGGUGACUCCUGAUGGGUUCUUGUAUGAAAAACAGGCGAUACUUGAAUACAUUCUACACAAGAAGACCGAAGCGGCCAAAAAGAUGAAGGCCUACGAGAAGCAGAAACAGGCCCAGAAGAGCAGCAACCAGCUGGAGUCCCAGUCUGAGGAAAUCCAGAAGGUGGAGAAGUUCAAGUCCAGCGAGAGCAGCAUCGUGUCCAAGCCCAUCAACCCCUUCACGUCUGGACAGAGCAAAGACGGAGAAGCUGAGGAACCGUCCGCGGCUGCCGCCUCAUCCAGCCGGACGCUGCCGAGCUUCUGGAUCCCCUCCCUGACUCCAGAGGCCAAACCCACCCAGCUGAAGAAACCGAGUAAGGCUGUGCUCUGCCCCAUGUCCGGACGACCCAUCAAGAUGAACGAGCUCAUCCCGGUGCGCUUCACCCCGCUGGACCCCGGCCUCGACAGAGUGGCGCUGCUCAACCGCCAGGACCGGUACGUGUGCGCCGUGACCAGAGACGCCUUGGGAAACAGCGUCCCCUGCGCCGUGCUGCGACCCUCGGGGGCCGUGGUGACCCAGGAGUGUGUGGAGAGGCUGAUCCGGAAGGACAUGUUGGACCCGGUGAGCGGAGACAAACUCAGCGACAGAGACAUCAUCCCGCUGCAGAGGGGGGGAACCGGCUUCGCGGGCUCUGGAGUGGACCUCCGGGCCAAGGAGGCCCGUCCGGUCAUGCAGGCCUGACCCGGAUGUGACGUCGGUCCGGGCUUGUGCGGCCUGAAGGAGCGGUUCUUCCGUACACUGAACCCCCCAUGAAAGUUUACAUCUGGACUUCCUCCUCUGAAUGGGACGCCGUCUUUAGACGGCCCGACUGGACCCGAGGGAACCACGUCUGAUUACAUGUUCAGGCAGUUUAGUUCAACAAAGAUAAAUGUGUUUUUCAUGCAAACUAUUUACUGAGAGUUUUCUGUUUCACUUUGUUUACACAUUAAACAUCAGGAACAUU